CCGCCACCCCGCCCCACGCGGCCCGCGCCGCCGCAGAUCCGGGCACGGCUUCCCCGUCGCACCACCGUCGUGGCGCGCCUGCCGCGGGUAGUUUCGGUUUAGUUCCGUGAUUGGUUACGACGGCCGUCACGCCAAAGAUGCGAUCUUUCGCCCCCCCUGCUGCCCAUGGCGGCCGAGAUAGAUAAUAGAUUACUCUUUCUUCGGCCAUUGCUUCUGUGCGAGUUCUUCCUCUGGUCUGGCCAUUGCUUCUGUGCGAGUUCUAGAUAAUGGAUAACUUUUGGUCCUCCGGUUAGCCCUGCGGGUGAUCCUGGAUCCUCCUCAAUCUCGCAGCCAGAUUCCAACUAAUUUUCGAUUUGGUAGCUUGCUUAGUUGCUUUUCCAGCUAACAAUGGUUGUUAGCUCAUCUUGCAUUUGUGGUGUCCGAGAUUGGUAGGUGACCUCAUGCCACUUGCGGCUGCGUCCCCUUUUUCCCAUUGUUUUAAUUUCUCCCCUGCGCAUGCGCCUGUUGUCCGUAGGAUUCUGUUGCGUUGAUUAGCUACUAGAGCAUGGGAGGAAAAGGUCGAGUCUUGCGUUUCAAUACUAGGCACUGUCAUUUCUAUAUUCUUGAUGCUUCUACGCUGAUCGCGCACGCCGCAGCCGUCUUUACCUCCAGACCGCUCAAUCUGCUCGGAGGAAUAUAUCAUCGUGUAUAAAGUAGGUGCUCGGCGUCGUCGCGUCGUUCCAUUUGCUGGAUCAAGUUAGGUUCAAAAUCGAAAUUACUACUUUUUUCCAUUUUCCCCCCCUUGGGCAUACAGUGCUUCUUUUCUUUGAUACACUGUGCUCUGGUCUUCUUAUUCGUUUAUCUUAUCUUCUCCUGAUCUCCUCCCAGUGGCUAUGGUCCUUGCUGUCCUACUGGAGAGUGGAGACUUUGUUACACCCCACACUAGGCAUAUUCUUAACACUCACACACUAAGCUAGCAUCGUUAUGAAGCGUACCUAUAAAAAACCCCCCUCGCCGCCUUAUGUUUGCAGCACAGCGGGCUCAGACUUCUUGGGUGACAACGAGAUGAGCGGCGCAGAUCAAUGCUCAUCCCAGCCACAAUUUAUGACUAGCGUUGGGAGGAGCAAUCGCUCGAACGGCCCCGGCACUCCUCUUAUCGAAAGCAUAGAUGUUGAUCAGAUUGUUAUUCCAGAGAAAAACAGUUGGAAGAACUUAUUCUCAUACAUAGGUCCUGGAUUUCUCGUCUCAAUUGCAUAUAUUGAUCCUGGCAACUUUGAGACAGAUCUACAGGCUGGAGCGCAGUACAAAUAUGAGCUUCUUUGGAUCAUACUGGUCGCGUCCUGUGCUGCUCUUAUUAUUCAAUCACUUGCAGCCAGGCUAGGGGUUGUGACAGGGAAACAUCUUGCCGAGCAUUGUAGGGCUGAAUAUCCCAAGGUCACAAAUUUUGUCUUAUGGAUUCUUGCAGAACUUGCUGUUGUUGCAUGCGACAUUCCUGAAGUAAUUGGAACUGCUUUUGCUCUGAACAUGCUGUUCAGAAUCCCAGUAUGGUGUGGUGUUCUAAUAACUGGACUCAGCACUCUAAUGCUCUUAUUACUACAACAAUACGGGGUCCGUAAGCUGGAAUUUCUGAUUGCAUUUCUGGUGUUCUUAAUAGCAACUUGUUUCUUAGUUGAACUUGGGUAUUCGAAACCAGAUGCUUCGGAAGUUGUGAGGGGCCUUUUUGUUCCUGAACUUAAAGGAAAUGGAGCUACAGGUCUCGCUAUCUCAUUACUUGGUGCUAUGGUGAUGCCGCAUAAUCUUUUUCUGCACUCGGCGUUAGUGUUAUCAAGAAAAGUGCCACGGUCUGUUCAUGGGAUUAAGGAGGCCUGUAGAUUCUAUACAAUUGAAAGUGCAUUUGCUCUUACAGUAGCUUUCCUCAUCAACAUAUCUAUCAUAUCUGUUAGUGGUGCCGUCUGUGGUUCAGGUAAUUUGAACCCUGAAGAUCAGGCGAACUGCAGUGAUCUGGAUCUAAACAAGGCUUCAUUUUUGUUAAAGAAUGUUCUUGGAACCUGGAGCUCAAAGUUGUUUGCAGUUGCCUUGUUGGCGUCUGGUCAGAGUUCUACAAUUACAGGAACAUAUGCUGGACAAUACGUCAUGCAGGGGUUUUUAGAUCUUCGGAUGACACCCUGGAUACGGAAUCUUGUAACUAGGUCCUUGGCUAUUCUGCCAAGUUUGAUCGUGUCAAUUAUUGGUGGUUCCUCAGCAGCUGGCCAGCUGAUUAUCAUUGCGUCGAUGAUACUGUCAUUUGAACUCCCUUUCGCUCUAGUACCACUCCUUAAAUUCACCAGUAGCAAAACAAAGAUGGGGCAGCAUACGAAUUCAAUAUUCACUUCUGUGCUAACAUGGGUGAUCGGUUCAUUGAUUGUCAUCAUCAACACCUACUUCCUGGUAACGAGCUUUGUCAAGCUGCUCCUCCACAGCGGGCUGUCCACCGUCUCCCAAGUAUUUUCCGGGAUAUUCGGGUUCCUGGGCAUGCUCAUAUACAUGGCCGCGAUCCUUUACCUCGUCUUCCGGAGGAACAGGAAGUCGACCCAGCCAUUGCUGGAGAGCGAUCCUGAGCUUGCAGCGUCCGACCACAGCACAGGCGCUGGAGCAGAAGGUGGUUCUCUAGGCCAUUUGCCCCGGGAGGACAUCUCGAGCAUGCAGCUUCCUCAGCAGCGUGCAGGGACUGAUCUCGAUUAGAUAUAGCGGCCAGGAAAAUAAAUGUUUUUUUGAUGGUGAUAUAGUAGUAUUAGGUACAGUAUUUACACAUUAGGUACAUCAGGUACUGACGUAGAUCAUCAUAGCGAUGCCACAGUGGAUAAUAAUCUGGCUAAUGUAUACAAGAGGGUGGAUAUCAAUGACACCAAAGUUUCCCAUGUUGCUGUUGGAAUGAGUUGUGAAAUCCUUGCAUUCCAAACAUGGCGGGCUUAUGGUGAGAAAAAAGAGUUGAUGCUGUAAACAUGAUGAAUUUUGACGAUCACAAUAAGAUACUAGAGAAACUACCUUAUGCCAUGGA
Messenger RNA from Setaria italica (foxtail millet), 3016 nucleotides. RefSeq names its product metal transporter Nramp3. Gene Ontology annotation, biological process: metal ion transport. The transcript has 13 exons. The coding region runs from base 964 to 2700 and encodes 578 amino acids. Gene Ontology annotation, cellular component: membrane. The record is from RefSeq and is a predicted model, not a curated record. Gene Ontology annotation, molecular function: manganese ion transmembrane transporter activity; cadmium ion transmembrane transporter activity. NCBI's taxonomy places the organism in Eukaryota, Viridiplantae, Streptophyta, Magnoliopsida, Poales, Poaceae.